AUGACUCAUCCUGAAUCAGGCAAGGCAACUUACCGUGAAAGCGAGGCUGUUAGUAUCAGCUGUAAAACCUGUGGUAAACCAGUCCUAUAUGUCAGCUGGAUUCAUAAUGGAAGAGUGAAGAAUUCUGGCUCUAAAACAGCUACACUAAAUUUUAGCUCAAUCAACAAAGCAGAUGCAGGAUCGUAUACAUGCAAAGCGAACAACUCCGCUGGGAUUACAGAAAAGCAACUAAUACUGCUAGUAAACUGUAAGUAUCCUAUGACACACUCAUUCGUCUAGUUUAUUAUUUGAUUACGAUAAAGUUAUAAUUUCCAUUCUGCCAAGAAAUCAUCAGCUUAAUAUUUGACAACUAUUCUUUGAGAUAGAGGUGAAUAGUGGCGAAUAUUUCGCGACGAAGUAGAUAUUCCUUAGGCCGAUUGAAAAUAAUAAUUGUUUUAGUAUAUACACACGAAUUGAUCUCAACAGAAUCAGACAGGGAAUCAUUAGCGUUCGUUUGACGGGUUAAUGUUAAUUCAAUGAGUGAACAUGCUAGCCGUAAACAAGAAGAGAUAGGCAAAAGUUAGACUUUUUACAGUAUUGUCAACACGACAAUACAGAGAUUCUAUCCUUCCAUCCUUUUGAAAGCUAUCGCAUUAGCGGGUUAAAAGGAAUCGUCGAAAGUUUCAAUUAGUACCUCAUCUGAGAAGAAAUAUAGAAAUUUACGAUUCUGUCAACACACCAAUGUUAAAUGUUUUUGAACUAGUCCGACUCCAGAAGUUCAUUUCAUCUUUUAUCUAUUUACAGCUCUGGUGUUACCAUUGAGCACUCUUAUAGCAGAUGAAGUCUUCAUUAAAUCUACUUAUAGUUAUAUAUAUAUAUAUAUAUAUAUAUAUAUAUAUAUAUAUAUAUGAAACUUACGUCGGACUGGCAACAAACUUUAAGGAACGUUACAGAAACCAUCAGUCCUCCUUUCGACGCUCAAACAGAAGAAAUGAAACGGAACUAUCAAAAUAUAUUUGGACUUUACAAGACUCUAACAAACCUUUCCAGAUAAAAUGGAAAGUUUUAAAGAAAUGUAAAGCUUAUAGCAACAUAGCAAAAAAUGUAAUCUUUGUCUUUAUGAAAAGUUUAUCAUCAUUUGUAAAAAAGAGCUUUGUAGCCUAAACAGGCGAAACGAACUAGCAAGUUCAUGCCCCCACAGAAACAGAUAUGUACUUCAGAACUCUAGAGUAACGUAACUAAGACACAAUCCAUCUGUUACCUAGAUACUAUCUCUUAACGCAUCCCUAUAUUUACUGCCAGCUUUUAAUUUUAACGGUCAAUCGUUGAAGUUGCCUGAUGAGUGUGGUCCUACAAUUUCGGACCAUACGAAACAGCACUGUCGCAAUAAACGAUCAAUGAUUACUCCUGAAGCCUGAACUCCUGUGAUUAUUAAUAAUCAAUGCUCUUCAAUUAAAUGGAUUGAGCGCUCUACGGAAUACGUUCUACCCAGAAUACAAAUAUAUAUAUAUAUAUAUAUAUAUAUAUAUAUAUAUAUAUAUAUAUAUAUAAUUUAACUUGGAUUUCUAGGGAAAAAAAGUCUUGUUAGGAAAUCCUGAUCUGAGUUCACAAUCCGGUUUCGUUCUCCUCUGCAGUUGACUUUAAACAUGGCUUCGACCUUUAAAAAAUAAAUCACGCUGUUAACUCUUUGAAGUAUUUUCUUACCUUCAAAAUCAUAACGCUAGGAUUUUCUUUUAUGUUCAAAUAGUUCUCACUCUAAAACUUUGGCAAAACACCCCGGCAAAAAACCGAGAUUACGACAGCGAUUUUGUUUUGCUUAUAUUCACCACAUCAUAGUCCGAGAACCAAUCAGAUUGCUUAAAACGCCAGAAACACUCAUUCUGUAUACACCUACUUCAAUUAAGGUUGCUCCCAUGAACCAUGUUUCAUAGCCUGCAGUGCACUAUGUGACUAUGGCAAACCCUUUUGUAGCGGGAAGUUUAGUCUUGUUCACGUUCAUUAAAAUAAUGAAGACCAUUUGUGAGAAGGCGUUCAAGAGAGCUUUCAAGUCAAAUGCCUGCUAAAAUUCUUAAGCAUGAGCAAGCUGAAAAAUUUCAUUUAUAAAAUCUCAUACUAAAGAAUUAGAAGCCUCUUCAUUUAACAACAUCAAAUGAAAAGGGUUUUACCUCUUACGUUUUUGCGUGGGCCAGAAGCUGGUUAUUUCAAUAAAGCAAAUCAACGCUAUUCUUUUUUUAUUCAGUUUUGUAAAAAAAUGCCUCAAAAAUAGGUAAACACGUAAUGUUAAGUUAUUUGUUGUAGUUCAACAAACGCCUUUAAUUUGAUUUUUUUUACUCCAUCCAAAAUUCCCACGUGCACGAGCCAAGCAAACUCUUUGAAAAUUUGCAGUAUUUGCAUAUGGUCACAGAGAAAAACCUAACUUCAAAUCACUGUCUUAAAUUUGAAAGCCUAGGAUUCAGUGUUUUGAAAUACAUUGUCUUAACGUUCUGCUGAGCAUAAAAGCGUCAGGAACGUUUGCUUUCUAGGUUUCUAGGCUCGUCGGGGGCAAAUAAUUUACAAGACUUGCUACAAUUAAUAAUGCAACGCGGGCUAUGAAACUGGAUCAUGCAUCAUGCAUCAUGCAUCAUGCAUCAUUCUUCUCUGAAGCACCCUUAAUUGAAAUAGGUGUAUAUUAAUUCGGGAAAUUACUAAUGACGGUAGCGCAGGGAGUUAAAGAUUACAUAGGUCCGCUGAAAUUUGGGGAUUGACACGUGGGUCAACUGCAAUGGAAUCGUGUUAAAAAAGUAUUAUUUGGAAACGUACCUAAUUUUGCGUUUAUGGUUAUUGUUGUGCGAUUCGAAAUAGUUUGAAUUCAUUCUUUGGCUCAAUUUAUCGUUAAUCCCUAGUGGGGCAAUGUGCGCGACUCGGAAAAAAUUUUUCAGUGCUAAAAAAAUUAAAGAAAAAUUAGAUGAAAUAAAUAUAUAAGAUUUGCUCAUUCACACAUCUCAAUUAAAUGACUCAUUUCAGUCGAAAUAGGAAGAAAAGUUAUCAAAUCUGAAAUCAAAAACUUUCGAAAAACUAUUUUGUUUGUCUCUGUGUAGAAAUCGGUAGUUGAUAGCAAAUGAGGAAUUCCAGAACUCCUUAUCAGUAUACCGGUUUGUUUCAUAUCAGUCACUUCUAGUGUACAUGUAUUAAUCACUUUAUUUACACAGAGACCCUGGUAUCUUCUAUAUUACUUGUGUGUUUCCCGUUUCCUCUCUUAUAUAUUUCCUCUUAAAUUUAUAAAAUUUGAUCUAAUUGAAACAGUCUUAUAAUAAAUUCUACUCCAGUCGAACGUAACCUAUAUUCAGGGGAUACCCUUGGGAGCAAGGCAAGUGUCCCCUGAAUGGAUGCUUUGCUAAAAUAUAUAUAUUUUUAUUGUGCCUGUCAUGAGAAUCUGCUGCAGUCAUUAUUUAAAGCGGCCAGAUAAUAAUUAAAAAAUCAUGAUUUAAUUUAUGCAAUGAUCUCCGCGAUGUUGUGUGUUGAAUUGCCACAAGUUUAAUACAUUGAUUUGAGCGAAAUAUAGUUCAUAUUUUAAAAGUUGUAGCCAAUUUUACUGGUGAACAGUCGAGCUUAUCAACCUUUUUUUGUGGUCAGUAACUUUUUGAGUAACAAGCGGUCCCCCGAAAGAAGGUUAAAAUCGGGUUUCGGGACCCUGAGAAAGAGCGUCCUUUUCCCCUGAACAGAGGUGUCCCUUCUAAAGCAAACGCAAAGAUUAUGUCUCAACUUUCCAUCGGGACCAAAUUUUGUGUCCACUGAAUAGAGGUGUUCUAAAGGAGAGGUUCCACUGUAUAUCUUGUCCUUCUCCAUUUAUAUUCUCUAACUGUUAUCUUUUAAAGCUGCUUUACUAAAGCAUAAAUGGAGAAAUAGAAUACAAAUACAGUAUAGUACACACAUUCACAUUCGAGACAGUUAUGCAAACCUUCGACUUCGUCUCAGGUUUGCAUAACUGUCUCGAAUUCCCCCAAAAUCUCUCGUGUUUAUAAAAGGCUAUGCAAACACGGAAAACGUUUUCUAUUGCUUAAAUAAUAAAUCAGCCAUUUGCCGUAGUGCCAGCCUUGCAUUCAGUUUUGUUUCAUGUUUAACAUGGGUUUUUCUCGCUUACAAUGUUAGCUUAAGCGAAAAAAAAAAUUGACACAGCAUGUUUCGGAAGAUUUUCCAAGUUUCAACUGAUGAGGGAAUGGGUAUAAAUAAAGUAAAUGUGUGGAGUUUUCAACUCAAAAACGUUUCCAAAUUUGUGAUUGCGUAAUUAGCGCGCCAAAAGCAAAACAUCUUCACGCCACAACCAUGUUUACAUACUCUCAUGCAAACACGCCUAUCGGUCAAUCAGAGCGCGCAUACUAUCUUAGUUAUUUUAUGAAGGCCAAUAAUUAGCCUUCCUCAGGGCCAGAGCUUUACGGACAGAAAAUAUUUUUUAACGGCCCUUAAAAAAUAUUUUCUCUCGGUAUAGCUCUGGCCCUGAGGAAGGCUAAUUUUGUUAGCCAUAUAUUAGUGGCCUAUAAUAAAUCAGCUCUUUGCUGUAGUGCCAGCGUCGCAUGCAGUUUUGUUUCAUUUUAUACACAUCAACUGACGUCUGACUACAUCAUCUUUAAUUAGAGAUCCGGCAAGAGAAACUUGUCAGUAUUAUUUGCGCGUUGCGUGGAUCUCUGCAUUCAAACAGUUUUUCCUAAAUUCUUGUUGUUUGACAAAUGAAAAAAUCUAUUGUCUUUAGAGCCUAUUACAAUUUUUUUAGGGACAAUUGUUCUCUUCUGAGCCACAUGCGCCUGAGACGGUCCUAAAACAUAGAACCUGUUUCUUUCCGUUAUAUAUGUUAUAUAGGAAACUAAUUAUAUUAUAAAGGGAAAAAUGUCAAUAUUAACUCAAAUCACGAUAAUUAAGACAUGGUGUGGCUUUUGACUUCCGCUAAAGACGUUAUUGCAGUUCUAUUGAUGACCUUUUUGCUUCAGCUGAAAGUUGAUUCCAAACUGUCACUUCGAUCGUCACUGUCACUUUCGCUUUUUGUGAGUCGGAGUAGGUGUCCUUCGUUUACUGGCGAAUAAUUUGCAACUGGCUACUCUUCCAACUAACAUGAGAUGCGUUUUAAAUGUUUGUUUGGAAGGUUUACGGAUUGUAUUCCACUUACUGCUAUUUCUUCCGCAUGAAGGUAUGUAUAUAUAUUACAACUUUUAUUUAGGCUAUCAUCGCUCUACAAGAGUCUGUUAAGGUCGAGUAAAACAUACAAAUCUAUGCUGAUUUACGGCUUUCCGUCCAACGCGAACAAUGUACACGACAACCGUUUUAAGACUUAUUAACUUAGCAGAGUAGUAUAGAGAUAGCCUAAGUUCUAAGACUCAUUAUGCCUUUUACAACCUCGCUAAAUUAAGAUGGCGUGCGAAAGAAACAUGAGUGUAUUCGGGGAAUGGUAGGUCAGUCUUAUAAAUAACUUGUAAAUACCCAGUCACCCCUACUUGCUCUAUUCCAAACGUUCCAUACUUAAUUCGUUUCAUGAUAAAACGAACGGCCGUUGAUUAUGGGCCAAAAUUCUGUUGAUCGACAAAAUUGCAGAAAAAAUAUUGUUCUCUAGUGAACAGCCUCGAAAUCAUAAGUUUGUAUGUUUUUGCACCAUUAGCAGACUCAUGUGGACAUUAAACCGGACGUAUUCCAUCGUGUCAUCUAAUCGGAUAAAUUGGACGACCUUGCUUGCGAGACUCGAAGUAAACAAGGAAAUACGGCGACUGUGGUUAGAUGAAAAGUCGGUCACUUAACUCAUAGUUAAUGAAUACUUUUCUUUUAAAGUUUGUAAAAUAUUCAACAAUGAGCCCCUGCAUAAAAACAUUACAAUUACAUGUUAUUCGGAUAAUAAAUUCGUUCUAUACUAUCUGAGACUAGCAUAAGCCGUUACGCCAUUUUUGAAAUAUGUAAAAGAAAAGACCAUGCAUUCCCUACCCCAUAAUGUAGAAUAAGCACAAUUGUGCACAGACGCGGAUCUUAUACGCUUUUAAAUUACCCCUUCUAAUCAUUUUAAUAAUAACCAAAAAUGCAGGAGGUCAGAAUAAUAAGAGCAAGAAUUACAAAUUUGUCUUGCAUUGGCAGUUGUUCUUUCAGUAUGAUGACAGCUAAUUUUUAACCUUUCUUACAGUAAAUCAAAGUUUCACGUCCUCAUAUAACGGAAAUGUUCUUAGAGGAACAGCUGGUUGUUCUGUGAACUUUACUUGGGCCUUCUCAUCAUCGUUUACCAGGGUUGAGUGGGGAUUAGCAGCCACUCCUUAUGCUUUUGAUACUCCGCCUGGGUUGCUAGUGUCUUUUUUUAAAUGCAACCCACUACCAGUUAAACCGCCAGCAGCAUAUACAGGAAGAGUGUCAGGCAGGCAAAGCGGAGGUCAAGUUAUCUUUACUCUUAGAAAUAUUAGCAAGCUUGAUGGAAGGUUGUAUGGCUGCUUGAUUACCGACACAACAGAUCCAGAUGACAAAUCAAGCUUUGAUCACGUCACUCUUGAAGUGGAAGAUGCGCACAUCCUGAGUUAUGCUCGGAGUCACUAGAACUAGACUUUUUCGUAUUAAAAUUCCUUUAGGUUUUAAAGCUGAAAACUGAGCCACAAUUUUUCACAUUAUAACAAUGAACGAUUGUUUUUGGCAAAUGAGCUUUUACUACAAUUGAUUGGGGGAUUAGACGCCAAUGCUGUUGAUUUUGAUACUCCACCUCGAUCUCGCUGACUAUUUAUAGCUAAAGGUGAUGAAAAGAUUGUGGUUCCAGGAUUAGCGAUAAAAAUAAUCCAUUUGAUAACCCAAGCUUUGUCUCCCUCGCCUUUGUUGUCAAAAGUCAGUGCAUUCUUCCGGCGUAGAGUUUUCAAAACCAAAUAAAAUUCUCUAAGCCAAGCCCUUUUUAAAAUAUCUACUUUCCCAUAUAUGGUUAUUAUUCAAAAAAAAAAUUUCACUAAGUUAUGUUUAACCGGCAAAACAUGUACGCUACCAGGAAAAAUCAGGUUCAUGGUGUCCGAUCUGUCCAGAGAGGAUUUAGAAGCGCUUUAAUAAACGAUAUCUUGAUAAAUUCAGUAGCUGUAUAUGUCAAAAUGUUGCGGAUCGCAUAGGUGAUGCGUGAAGGAAUCACAUUUCGAAAUAUUAGAGCACGACGAGAUCAAGAACCAUGUUUACGGCAAACAGCAAACGUCAGAUUCAAUUUGACAAUUUCUCGACAUAGGAAUUUAUUUACUUACUUAAGCCGGGAAUUAUCCCGAGCUGUCCUAAUAAAAUCUUUUCACUCGAGCUGAUUGAGCAUUGCAUCUCUCAUCUCUUUGGUAUUGUCCAGUCCAGGCAGCCUUGAUAGGAACAACAAUUUCCAACAAUUUCCAACAUAGGAAAUGAGCUGAUAAAAACUGUGCCAACUGAUUCUUAUGGAUGAAUCGGGCGUAAAACUACUAUUUUUGGUUGAAAUAAUACCAGCAGUAAACGACAGGCAAAGGGAGAAUUUGGUCACCUGGUACAAAUUUCCGUUUGGCUAAAACUUGAUUCUGAAUCUCUCUAUUUAAAACGGGAGAUACUUCGCGUUGCGAUACAUUACAUUUGUUUCUUUUUUUACUGCCUGUUAGGUGACAUGUAGAUUACUAGAAAGUAAUACUCCAGUACAUGCUCUUAAACAAUUACCCUCACAUUUGUAGAG
Molecule: messenger RNA, 7630 nt
Organism: Porites lobata
Lineage: Eukaryota; Metazoa; Cnidaria; Anthozoa; Scleractinia; Poritidae
Source: the annotation of a GenBank genome assembly